Molecule: messenger RNA, 3378 nt
Organism: Capronia epimyces CBS 606.96
Lineage: Eukaryota; Fungi; Ascomycota; Eurotiomycetes; Chaetothyriales; Herpotrichiellaceae
Product: nitrite reductase [NAD(P)H]
Exons: 2
Coding region: 1-3378 (1125 amino acids)
Molecular function (GO): nitrite reductase [NAD(P)H] activity; heme binding; 2 iron, 2 sulfur cluster binding
Source: RefSeq, a predicted model, not a curated record
AUGUCGUGGCCAUCGUCCUCACCUAGCGUGGCUAUCCGCAAGGCACCUGCCGGAGCGGAAGUGAAUGGAGAGGGUUCGCCGAGGCAGAGCUCGAGGCAGAGGGUCGUUGUCGUCGGGUUAGGUAUGGUUGGUAUCGCUUUUCUGGAGAAACUGUUAAAGCUAGACGCCAAACGAGGAGAAUACGAGGUCGUGGUUAUCGGAGAAGAGCCACAUCUUGCAUACAACCGCGUUGGUCUGACAAGCUUCUUUCAGCACCGACAGGUCGAGUCUCUCUACCUCAGCCCAGAAUCCUGGUAUAAGGGCCAUCCGGCCGGCUCCUUCAGCUACCACCUCAACACUCGUGUCACUGAGAUCAAACCACGAGACAAGGUGGUAAUCACCUCCAAAGGAGAUACCGUGCCCUACGACAUCCUCGUUCUGGCCACGGGUUCUGAUGCAGUCCUCCCAAAGCACACGCCCGGGCACGAUGCCAAGGGCGUAUUCGUCUACCGAACAAUUGAAGAUCUUCAAAAAUUGAUGGAAUUCUCUGCCACGGUGAAGGGAACGACAGGGUGUGUCGUCGGUGGAGGCCUCUUAGGUCUUGAGGCGGCCAAAGCCAUGAUGGACCUGGAAUACUUCAAACAAGUCAAGCUUAUUGAAAGAAACCGAUGGGUUCUGUCGCGCCAGCUGGAUGCUGAUGCGGGCAACAUGGUUGUUGAGCUGAUCCACCGGCUUGGACUGGAUGUUAUGCUUAGCAAGCGGGUUGGCAAGAUCCUGACCGAUGCCAGCAACGCUGUCAAAGGUAUCAUUUUCGAGGAUGGUGAGGAGAUGGAUUGUUCCUGCGUCAUGUUCGCCAUCGGAAUCAGAGCCAGAGAUGAUCUGGCCCGAAGCGCUGGUGUGAAAUGCGCCGAUGGAGGAAGCGGCAUCAUCGUGGACGAUUCUUUGAGGACCAGUGAUGCAAACAUCUACGCCAUCGGUGAAUGCGCCAGUUGGGAGAAUCAGACUUUUGGUCUCAUCGCACCCGGCAUUGAGCAGGCUGACGUUCUCUCAUUCAAUCUCACACAAGCCAAGGUGCACAGUGCUCGGGCUUUCAAAAGGCCAGAUCUGAGCACCAAAUUGAAGCUCCUGGGUGUAGAAGUGGCCAGCUUUGGAGACUUCUUUGCGGACCGAGAUGGACCGAAAGAUCUACCCAAAAGACACGUGAAGCGUGAAGAGAAGGAAGAAGCUGCUGGCCAGGGUAGGGUCAAGAGUCUCACGGACAAGCCGCCUCCUCCGGCCGUCAAGGCAUUGACUUACAGGGAUCCCUUCCAAGCCGUCUACAAGAAGUAUUUGUUCACCAUGGAUGGCAAGUAUUUGCUGGGAGGGAUGAUGAUUGGUGACACCAGGGACUACGUGAAGUUGGUUCCCAUGGUCAAGAACAAGAAGGCUCUGGAUGUUCCACCUUCCCAGCUGAUCAUCGGCGCAUCGAAAGAGGGCGACGAGUCCGCUGACGACCUGACCGACGAUACGCAAAUCUGCUCUUGCCACAACGUAACCAAAGGGGACGUGGUCGGAGUGGUCAAGGAUGGGUCCUGCAAGUCAAUUGGAGAGGUCAAGUCUUGCACCAAAGCCGGGACAGGCUGUGGCGGUUGCAUGCCUCUUGUUCAGUCCAUCUUCAACACGACUAUGAAAGAGAUGGGCAACGAAGUCCUGAACCACCUGUGUCCUCAUUUCCCCCUUUCCCGGGCGGACCUGUACAACAUCAUCUACGUCAAAAAGCUAAAUGAGUUUGGGGAGGUUAUGCGAGAAGUCGGAAAAGAACCCCACAGUCUAGGUUGCGAGGUUUGUAAACCGGCCAUCGGAUCUAUUUUGAGCGGCUUGUCCAACAAGCACGUCAUGGACCGAAAACUCCACGGCCUCCAAGAUACCAACGAUCGCUAUCUGGGAAACAUCCAGCGCAACGGCACCUUCUCUGUCAUCCCGCGAGUGGCUGGCGGAGAGAUCAGCCCUGACAAGCUGAUUGUCAUUGGCCAAGUUGCACAGAAGUAUGGGCUGUACACCAAGAUCACGGGCGGGCAGCGCAUCGAUAUGUUUGGUGCAAAGAAGCAAGAUCUGUUGGACAUCUGGUCCGAGCUGGUUGCCGGAGGCAUGGAGUCGGGCCACGCCUAUGCCAAAUCUCUCCGGACUGUCAAAUCGUGCGUAGGUACGACGUGGUGCCGUUUCGGCAUUGGUGACUCUGUCGGUCUGGCGGUGAGGUUAGAAGAGAGAUACAAAUCGAUCCGAGGGCCUCAUAAGAUCAAGGGAGGAGUGUCCGGAUGUGUGCGCGAGUGCGCCGAAGCCCAAAAUAAAGAUUUCGGUUGCAUCGCCACUGACAAGGGGUUCAACAUUUUCGUUGGCGGCAACGGGGGAGCAACACCAAGGCAUUCUGAGCUGCUGGCCAAGGAUGUCCCGCCGGACGAUGUGAUCCCGAUCCUCGACCGUUACCUUAUGUUCUACAUUCGAACAGCAGAUAGGCUGCAGAGGACGGCAAGGUGGAUUGAACAAUUGCCGGGGGGCAUUCGAUACCUCCGGGAGGUCAUACUGGAGGACAAGCUCGGCAUCUGUGUUGAACUAGAGAAACAGAUGCAAGAACUUAUAGGGACAUUCUUCUGCGAAUGGACAGAGACGCUGAGGGACCCGGAGAAACGCAAGGCCUUCCAACAAUUCGCCAACUCUUCGGAGAAUCGAGAGCCAGCCGUUGAGAAGGUGGAAGAAAGAGGCCAAUCUCGACCUGCAUACUGGCCCAAGGAAUCUGUCCAUACCGAUUUCAAGGGCACCAGAUGGACCAGCCUCGCUUGGCAGCCGAUGGUUGAGGCAAAGAAUUUCGCCACUGUCGAGACGGGAUCAUCACAAACUGUCCUCCGCGGCGACACGCAGCUGGCGAUCUUCAAGUUGAAGGGCAAAUACUACGCCAGUCAGCAGAUGUGUCCGCAUCGGAGGACGUUUGGGCUUUCCGACGGGCUGGUGGGUGAGAAUACCGCGCCCGACUGCAAGGAGAGUAGACUCUAUGUCAGCUGUCCGUAUCACAAGAGGAACUUCCAGCUCAACGGCGAGGUCAACUUCGACCAGAAGGACGCCGGUGCAGGGUCAUGCUCGACCGACAGCAGCAUGUCCGUUGCCACCUUCGAGGCGGAGGAACGAGAAGACGGAUGGGUCUAUCUCAAACUGCCUCCAGUUCAAGAGCUCGACGAUGUGCUUGGAACGAGUAAGUGGACGGUGAAGCAGGCGGAGGAAUCGAACCCAUUUGAGAGCCUGGACAAGAAAUUGGGAUUCAACAAAGGGCUGCGUCCGACAAGGACGGUUGGCGCAAUGCCAGGCACAGGCAACGUGAUGGCGACACGGGCUGCGGGUGUUGCAGCGCAAAGAAGGAUUGAUUGGUGA